CGUUCGACUAUGCAUUGUUGUCAUUAGAAGCUUUAUUUUUAUUUGUAUAUAUAUUAUAAUACCAAAACAUAAUGUAUAGAUGUGCACAAUUUAAGUAAUUGAUUAAUAAUAUUGUCCAAACAAUGGAUAACUUAGAUAUAAUAAAAGAAGAAUUCGUUCAUGUUAAUGUGAAAAUUGAACCAUGUGAGGAAAACUAUUCUGAAUUUGAUGGUGGUGUUGAUGACAAUAUUCCACAAGAUUCAUAUGACUCCGAAACUCCAGAAAUAAAGGUUAAGGUAGAGAUCGUACAACAAAACUGUGAGGACCAGCAUGAAAGCAAUCACUUAUUACAAGAAGCUGAUAGAAAACCAGCUUUGCAAGAGCAAUUUCAAGAUGGUAACAUAGCUGGAGACAUAAAGUACAAUAAAAGAAUUCCGUGCCCGAAAUGCGAUCGUACUUUAAAAAACCGGGGAAAUCUAAAACAGCAUCUUCGAACUGUGCACUUAGAAACUUCCGAAAAUAUAAAAUGUCCUGAUUGUGAUCGAGUUUUUAAGUCAAGGGAAUAUUUGUGGAAUCACCAACAUUCUGUACAUUACAGUAUUGAAGAAAUGCCCUGUCCAGAGUGUAACAAGACUUUUACUAAUAAAAGACGUUUAGAUAAUCAUUUCUACUACACUCAUAAAGAUAAAACUCUAGUUACAUGUCCAACAUGUGGUAAAAACUUUCAAGGACAGCGAAAACUGAAACUCCACAUGAAACACGUCCACACCUUUAAUGAAAAUAUAUUAUGCAGUCACUGUCAGAAACGAUUUAAAAGUGAGUUACUGCUUAAAAGGCAUAUGGCAUAUCAUCAUUCUGAUGGUCAGGAAUAUAAAUGUGCCUUCUGUGACAAAAUGUUUGACUCAAAUAUUAAGUACAAAAAACAUUUAGAACAAGUUCACCCUGAGCAGCGUAUACAAUGCCGCAUCUGUUCCAAACUUUUAAAAUCUGUGCAGAUUGCAAAAAAACACUUAAGAAUCGUUCAUCAAUUGAAGGAUGGAAUCCUUGAAGAGAAUUUAGUCAAAGUAGCAAAUGAUACUAUAAUAACAAAUUUCAUGAAUGGUGUUGAUAAGCCAGUGGAAGUUACUUGUGACUUAUGUUUCAAAGUAUUUUCCAAUCAAAGUGUAUUUUAUCGACACAUAAGAUCAACGCACCCAUCAAAAGAACAAGAGGUUGCUUGUGAUGUUUGUAAUAAAGUGUUUAAAUCACCUCAUCAUCUAAGAGUUCACAAGGCUGCCGUACAUUCCAUAAACCAAUUUACAUGUAGUCUUUGCAAUCAAACAUUUUCUUCGAAGAAGUAUUUAACAAGACAUGAGAAGAGACAUAAUAAGAUUGAACAACAGUUUGAAUGUGAUAUUUGUAAUAAAUUUUAUAAAUGCCGAGAAUAUUUAAAGAGGCAUUUAAGACGUGUGCAUGACAAUAAUAUUUUAGGUAUUUAAGUAUUAUAUGCACUGUAAGCUGGUUGAUAAUAGUAUAAAUAUUUGAAUAGAUUCAAAAUGUUAACUGUUAUAAGUGAAGCCAGAUGUUGUUUUAGAAAAGUAUCACAAAAUUUUAGGAAUCACAUAAUGUGAUCAAUAUGUUCACAGAAUAUGAUCAAUCAAUAGUUGUGUUGUUAUUGGGAAAAAUACAACUGUCUAAUAAAAUUUUACACCAUUCCUAGAAUGCAAUAUGCUAUUUGAUAUAUUUAGAAUUAGCCUUAGUUUUAGAUUAUUGGAUGCACCAAAAAGCAGAAAUAUUUUGUAACAGCACUCUGUGACUGUAACGCUCCUGUUUUAGUGAUCUACUUAAUGAAAUUGUUAAUCAUGAAAUAUUUUUAAUGUAUAACUUUAUAAAUUAAAUGUAAAUAUAACAUACAAUGAAUUUAAAAAUCAGUUAACUUAAGUAAAACUUUCUCUAUCGCACUGCAAAGUAUCAACAGAUUUUACAGUAUCUAGAAUUAGAUAAGGAGACACACACUUUAUUUAAUUGUAUAUGUUAUGAAAUAAAAAGUAAAUAUUU
Messenger RNA from Pieris brassicae (large cabbage white), 2016 nucleotides. RefSeq names its product zinc finger protein 836-like. The coding region runs from base 123 to 1457 and encodes 444 amino acids. The transcript has a single exon. Gene Ontology annotation, molecular function: DNA-binding transcription factor activity; RNA polymerase II cis-regulatory region sequence-specific DNA binding. Gene Ontology annotation, biological process: regulation of transcription by RNA polymerase II. The record is from RefSeq and is a predicted model, not a curated record. NCBI's taxonomy places the organism in Eukaryota, Metazoa, Arthropoda, Insecta, Lepidoptera, Pieridae.